ACCUUAGCAACAGUGUGGAGAAAGAACUGGAGGAGGCAAGACUGGAAGUAAGACCAGUUAAAAAGUCGUUGCUGUAGUCCAAGGGAGAGAGAAUGACGAAGCCCUGAACUGGGGACACAGCAGUGGAAAUGGAGAGAAGAGUGCCAUGGAUUUGAGGUCUUCCAGAUGCCUUCUUGAGCCUGCUUGUGGCCACCCACAGACACUUGUAAGGAGGAGAGAAGUCGGGCUGGCAGAGACACUCUGAAAUGAGGGAUUAGAGGCUGGGACCCAAGGAGCAAAAGCUGCAGCCAGAAGACAAGGGAGCAGGCCCUAAGACGCUUCUACUGAGAGGUCUGCCAUGGCCUCUCUUGGCCUCCAACUUGUAGGCUACAUCCUGGGCCUUCUGGGGCUGUUGGGCACCCUGGUUGCCAUGCUGCUCCCCAGCUGGCGAACAAGCUCUUAUGUUGGUGCCAGCAUUGUGACAGCAGUCGGCUUCUCCAAGGGCCUCUGGAUGGAGUGUGCCACACACAGCACAGGCAUCACCCAGUGUGACAUCUACAGCACCCUUCUAGGCCUGCCUGCUGACAUCCAGGCAGCCCAGGCAAUGAUGGUGACAUCCAGUGCAAUCUCUUCGUUGGCCUGCAUUAUCUCUGUGGUGGGCAUGAGAUGCACAGUCUUCUGCCAGGACUCCCGAGCCAAAGACAGAGUGGCGGUAGUGGGCGGAGUCUUCUUCAUCCUUGGAGGCCUCCUAGGCUUCAUCCCUGUUGCCUGGAAUCUUCAUGGGAUCCUGCGGGACUUCUACUCCCCACUGGUACCUGACAGCAUGAAAUUUGAGAUUGGAGAGGCUCUUUACUUGGGUAUUAUUUCCACCCUGUUCUCUCUGAUAGCUGGAAUCAUCCUCUGCUUUUCCUGCCCACUCCAGGGAAAUCGCUCCAACUACUACGAUGCCUACCAGGCCCAGCCCCUCGCCACUAGGAGCUCUCCAAGGCCUGGUCAACCACCCAAAGUCAAGAGUGAGUUUAACUCCUACAGCCUGACAGGGUAUGUGUGAAGAACCAGGGGCCAGAGCUGGGGGGUGGCUGGGUCUGUGAAAACCAGUGGACAGCCCCCCCCAGGGCCACAGAUGAGGGACUUUGCCACUGGAUCAUGUCAGAACCUUCUGCUGAGGAUAGACUGACUUUGGCCACUGGAUCAAGCAAAGGCAGAAAGAGGAGCUGGUGUGACAGCAUGCAGGUUGAAUUGUCAAGAUGCUUGCCAAGCCAGACUUUCCGUUUCCUUCACCUUGGCCUCCCCUACGCUGAAUCCCCAACCCUUGACUUUAAACCCACCCCCUACCCUAGGCCAGGCCAUAGAGGCUCCCUUUGCCCUUUGGUUUACCUGGUAAUCCAUCCAGAUUCCCACUAAUCACAUCCCACUGACUGAUCCUCUUUGUGAUCAAAGACCCUCCCUCUGGUGGAGGUUGGCUCUUUGUUCAUUGCUGGGGCUUGGGAGGAAGGAGGAGCGGUGGUUUUUAUGGGCAUGGCUCUAACCUCCUUCUCAAGCACCCCUCCAAAGAAACUGAUUGGCCAGUAAUAAGCCCUGGAGCCUCCAUCCCACUCUUGUUAUGACUCCACAGUGUCCAGACUGGUUUGUGCAUGAACUGAAAUAAAGCCAUCCCAUGGUACCGAGGGAACAGAGAGCAACUGGGUGCAGGAUGAGAGGGAGAGAAGGCAGUCAAGGACCAAAAAAAGACCAGAAUGACUGCCCAGGGCACUUCCCAUAAUUCCCUCACACUUGUGGGUUGGGGAUCUAGCCCCCAGCUAGAGGAAAGCAUCAGGAAAGAAGCUGUGGUGGAAAGCUCAGGGUGGCAGCGGACUGAUUCCACUGAGGAACUGCCUGAGAAGCUGAAGCCCCAACUCUCACUGAAGCCCCUGCCUAUCUCUGACCUUGCCUCCUGCUAAAUGAGAAGGCUAAGGGCCCUACAUAAUGGUUUCCUUAGGACUGGGAAACUAGUUUUUCUAGAGAUGGCCCUUGACUGAGGGAUGACCGUGUGGGAGCUGUGGGGGACUGAGGAAAAUACCACUCCUUGAUGCUGCCUGAGAAAGAAUAAGAACUUUUGUAUCUAAGAAGCUGGGUAGACAUGUGUGGUGGCUCCAGUGGGUGUUUCUAUUAGGCCAGAGAGAGGCAACUCACCAGAGAGUCUUCAGGCCUAAUGGAAAAUCAGCUCAAAGGCUGAGAUAGGCCUCCAGAGUCUACCCACAGAACCCUACAGAGCCUCUGAAAGACUGCAGCAUCACAUGGGGCCCCUGUCACCCUUCAUAUUCCCCCCACUAUCCUUCACCAGACAUUCCAGAGUUUCUAGAAGGCAUCCAAGGGCUCCAGCAUGGAACAAUCAUGCCCAAAGUGCUGUGGCCCUGAUCUGAGUGAUAGCUGAGCCGCUGCCUGGGAUUUCAGUUGAGAUGGGAGAGUAGAGAAUGGUUCCCAGGCAGCUCCAAGUUCUGAAAAUGCUCCAUUUCCCCUGGGGUGGGGGUGAGGAUGGGAGUCAUAAACAAACCAAAGGCAUUUUCCCUCACCAGCCUAAGCAUGACAAGCUUCUGACAAACUCCAGUACACCUCUCCAAACCUCAGUGGCAACAGAAGGGGCCCAUUCAUUGUCUUUAACAUGCCUUUCAUGUUUCCACCUUCUUGCCUAUGUUAAAGCUGUUCUCCCAAGCUGGAAGGCCCUCUCCCUUUAGUCAAGUCUUUCUCAUGCUUGGAGAACUUGCUCAGCGCCAUGUACUGCACUGAGUCUCCUCUGACCACUCCAUCCCUCUCCUACCCCACCCCCCACCAUCUUCAAUGUAAAAAUUGCUUCUUUGAUGCCUAUCAUUGAGAAUUUUUAAUGGAUAGUUAUCUUUUCAUGUGUGUGUAUCUGAUUUCACAAGUACAUUGUAAACUUUUGGAGGGUAGGGGCCAUAUCUUAGAAACCUCUUUGUAUCCUCCAGACUAUUUGUAAGAGUGCUGGGCACACAGUAGGUGAUCAAUAAAUACUUGUUGAUUGAAUAACUGUUUUAUUAAUUCAAAGGGGCCCAGACAGUACAGGUGUGAUGGAGAGAAUUGGGCUAAGGGGAGGGUAGGAUGGAAACUGGCUUUU
Equus quagga is the source of this 3091-nucleotide messenger RNA. It is a transcript of the gene CLDN2, whose product is annotated as claudin 2. The transcript is spliced from 2 exons. NCBI's taxonomy places the organism in Eukaryota, Metazoa, Chordata, Mammalia, Perissodactyla, Equidae. Gene Ontology annotation, biological process: calcium-independent cell-cell adhesion; bicellular tight junction assembly. Gene Ontology annotation, molecular function: structural molecule activity. Bases 338 to 1030 code for a protein of 230 amino acids. The record is from RefSeq and is a predicted model, not a curated record. Gene Ontology annotation, cellular component: plasma membrane; bicellular tight junction.